AUGUGGUUCCUCCGCGCCGCCCGGCCGCUGGAGGACUAUGCGCUAGGCCUCUGGCCGUCUUCAGUUGAAAGGGAGCCCGCCGCGGACGAGGACACUGUCCGCCGUGUUCAAGCCGAUUUGCUUGGUCUUCAACGAGGCCUGCGGACCUUUGCUGCCGCUAUUCCCCUUGGCACCCCCUUCUGCAUUCACAAUCCCUUCACCGCCCGACAGCAAUGCGAGCUUGUUGAGUAUUCUGCUGGCCCUGAGAUCAAUCCCUUUGUUUUAUUCAGGGGACACGCCCGCAGCCGGGGUUGGGCCGAUAUUGUGCUCCUGCAACCGCAGCCUGAUGCUACUGCUGUACACCUUAUCGGGUGUCCGCAAGCACCUGGGAACGCAGCUGUCGGUAUUGUGCUGGAAGGCCGCCUUGUGCCCUGCUGUCUCCCGGUCUGUGUUGGGACCGCGGCAUUACGUGCUCUGCAGCUUGACGGGAGUGAGUACGAUCUUCGCCCCCCUGAGGUUCAGGAAGGGUCCUCGGUCGUCCAGUUUCGUAAUGGCGACUGUCUGGCUGUGCGACCCCGUUCUCAGUCACGGUCUCCUCCUCCGCCGGAACAAGUCGCCGCCUUUGCUGCCCCGACCAGCGAAGCUGAACUUACUGCCGGCAGCCCCGACAUCCCCUUCUCCUCACAAGGUCGCCCCGUUUUGUCUUGGGGCUGUUUCUCACUGAUCUUCUGCCGGGCUACCCCAUCAAUGUGCCUCUCUCUUGGACUCCUUGCUGGCGCUGCUCUAGCACAAGGCAUGCAUAGACCAGGCGGCUUUCCUUGGGGUACCGAUCCAAUCAACCGUGACUUUUCCGCCAUUACGGCAGAGGACCCGGUCUAUGUUGUCCUGCAUAGUCCCUUCUUGGGGGUGUUUCCCCCAUACACAGCCUCCCAUGACACUCGCCACGGUCAAGUCUGGGCCCAGUUCCUCAACGACGCCCCGGGAUGGGCAUCUGAUUUCUUUCCUGUGUGGCCGGGCCCCGCCUUCAACGAGUUGUCCAUGGUCCCGGUGGGACAAGAUGCGGCCCUUGUGACCAUUAUGCUGAUGUGGCGGGGCCACCAUAGGGCCACGCUUACUCCGCGGACCAUGACAGUGGCGUGGUUGACAGCCUUUAUCUCGCGUCACAUCAACAGCCCCGUUGAUGGCAUUUCCCUGCCGCACGGGCUCGCGAUCUGCGAGCUCUUUGAUGUUCCGCCCGCGGCUUUCCGUUUUCGCAACGGCGAUGUCGUGUACAUCCAUGACCCUCCGGAGGACCCUUCUGAGCCGCUCGAGUUUGUCGAUCCUUGGCACCUGCAGGAUGGCCUUGCAGCUCACCACGCUCCCUGGGCUACGGGCUUUCAACUUAUGUUCGGCAUUUCUGUGCACCUGCUUCGCCCUAAUCGCCCACCCCUGUUGGCCUCUGUUUCAGCUGGAGAAGCCUGGUGCCCAGAAUCCUUUACGUUCACCGGCACUUUCCGUAACCACUUUCCGGGCAUGUGGACACCCGUCCAGUGGUCCAGUGCCCGGGCAUUACAAUUGAUCGAGGUCCACGGUGUUGCGGCUCAGGUUAACGUGGUUGCUGCCUCUCCUGAAGGCCGCCUCUGCCGUACCGUUGAUCGGAUCGCCUCGCGCGAUAGCCUUGCCGAUCAACUGCACUUCCUCCCUGGAUCCCUGCAAGUGGGGGGAGUUCCCUCCUACGCUCUCAAUCAGGCCUGUGAGCUUCGGAAUGGGGAUGUCGUGUUCGGCGACUUUGCCCGAGGGGCCUGCAGCGGCCGUCCACUCCCGUGGGGUUUGGCCCUGGGCCUCGUCCCAGCUCUCUCCUCCUGUCGUACGGGCACACCUUUCUUUCGCUUCUGCUGGGUUCCCUUGGGGCCCAUUCCGGCCGACCCACGUCACCUCUUCGAUGAUGUUAUGGCAGACGCCCACCGCACUUUGACAUCAUGGUUGCUCAGACCAGGGACGGAGACUGGUGGGUUCUUUCUGCUGCAUUCGGUCUCCUGGGGAGGCGCCCUCUCCUCCCUGCCCAACUCGCUCUUGUCUUCUUCGGGCUUCUUGAACCUGUGUGGGGAGCGUCCUCCAGUGCCUCUGGCCGCUGCCCCAGCGCGGUUCUUUCCCCCUGCCAUCGAUUUCAAUGAUGGGGAGCCCUAUGUUCCGCUAGGUGGUUGGCAGCCCGAUAACCCCGAUGGACCACUCGCACGUUACUUCCCUGGUCCCCGACCACUCACGGCUCGUGUUUUGUGCCCCCUGAGGGGAUGGAGCGAGACCAGCUUCCUUGACACGACCAGAUCAUGGCGGUCUAUCGAGCAGGAAGGUACGCGCCACUGCGGGCUUUGGGCCCAUCGCUUCUUCCCUGUCCGGGCGGUGCUCCCAAUUUCCCAGAUCACAGUCGCUCCGGUUGCCCCAUACGGUCUUGCUACUGUGGCCCUGCACAUUGAGGGUUGUUCGGCCGUUGCUUUUGCCUCGGUGGACUCGUCUCUUGAUGACAUUCACCGGCUUGCUGUUCGCGUCUUUCCUCACACCCGGUUUUGGCGCGUCAUAGCACCACCUGUGCUGCGCACUACCAUCCCGAAUGUGCAUAUCCGGCUCCGCAACGGCGAUGCUUUUAGCCUCCUUCCUGAGCCUUCCGAUCCGGGUGCUACCCGUUAUCCCUUGCUGCAGUAUGCCUCGCUGGACCGGGCACGGCAAGUUGCCAGCUGGUCGCUCCCUUUUCGCUUUGACUCGGGCGGAUACGUCUGCCUGUGGUAUACGGGUCGUCGAUCUGGCCACAGCAUUCGGAUCAGGGAUACCGGCUAUUGGGAUCCCGAGGGCCCCACCUUCUGGAGUCUUAAUGGCAGAGCGCUGUCAGGGUCGUGGGUCCCUGUCCUCUCUGGGGAUCUCUCCAGUCUGCACCUGGUACACAGCACCUCCACUGGUGAGGCCCAUGUCCUUCUCUUACUGCCCCCCGAUCUUGAGCCUCAGGGGUUGUUGCUCGCUGGUUGCAAUGCCUACCGUGCACCGCCUGGGUGGCGCCUUCUACCUGCUCUGCAGUAUGUUCGGGCAGACAGUCCUCUCCGAGAUGGAGAUGUUCUUGUGCUGGACCCGACUGCUGAUACGGUUUGGGACCCUACCGGACCGCCCCCGCAAAGCCUUGCGGGUCCGGCCCCGGGCCCAGUUGCGCGCCCACGCUGGGGGCCCUCGUCUUCUGCUGCCGCCGCCAUCUCUGGGUAUGGCUCCCGCACUGGAUUUGCCGGAACAGCUGUGGGUUUCUUCCCGUGGCGGGCCCCAGCCGCUGCGGCUGAUCUGGUUGAUCUCACCAACCGCACAGAGAUUGACAUUGUCCUCCUUAGUCCCUUCACAGGUCCCCAGGAGGCUGGGCGACUGCCCACUGCCUCGACUACCGGAGAGCUCAAUGCUCUCACACGCUCCUGCGACCCAGCUUGGGGUGCUGAAGUUGCACCUGUGUGGCCGACAGCUGCCAUACCGGCCCUACUGGUUGUUCCCCGUCCCCUGACGCCAGACCUUGUCUGUUUAGCGGUCUCCUCCUUGGAUCGGCACUUCUCUAUCCUUGUGCCCUGCACUACCUCUGUGUCCUGGCUGGGCGCGGCUCUUCGCUUCCUACAGCCGAUGCAAACUCUCUCUGUUCGUGCUCCCAGUGCUCUCACAGCCGAUGCCACAUCUGACCAAGGCGUGCGCUGGCGAUCUGGAGACCUGGUUGUUGCAUUGCCUCCUGCAGCUUUUGCGCCCGAAUACCAGCCCCCGUGCUUUCACUCCGACGCUCAAGUGCGGCAUUGCGCCAUUUGGGCUGUUGAUUUCUCGGUCUCCACCCGUGUCAGCUUCAUACUCUGGAGGCCCGCUGUUCGAGCCAUCCGGGGACACGCACCGGCAGGCAGCCGCUGGCGUGCUCUUGAUUAUACUUUUGAUGGUGACUUUAGCCUCCACUACCCUGGGCGUUGGGUUCCGGUUCCCUGGAUCGCCCAGGAUCACGCCCACUUGGUUUUGCUGCCGGAGGACCCUUCGCGGGUCAAUGUCAUUGUGGAAGCAGACGGCCAUUGCUGGUGUGCCCUUGUCACAGCCGUUACCGAUGCCUGGCAACUCUGGACUGAGCUCCCAUCUAUCUCCUCUCAGCCUUGCGUCCUUGGUGUCCCACACCAGGAACUGCGCCAAGGGACGACCCUUCGCAGCGGCGAUGUUGUUUCCGGCUGUCCAGGACUCUCCCCCUCCUGUUGGCUCCCCUGCUCUCUGGGGCUUGCAGCUUGGUGGGCACUCGGCUCUGCCUCCUCGGCCCCUGGCUAUCUUCUCAUGUUUGCUGGGCUGCUCGCUCUCCCCCCGGUGUCGGGGGCACGUCUUCCCCACGAGAGCGGCGGUCGACAAUGGUCUUUGGCAACGUCAAACUGUGACAGGUCAGCUGCCGAACCGCCCGGCUUUCGCCACCGCCUCUGGGACCCCGCUAGGGGCCUCCUUGGACCUUUUCCGGGGCCAUCUCUGUUUGUCCCACCUGCUCUCCAGGAGGCCGCACCCGCUUGGUCCGAUUUCACCAGGGUUCGACCACCUCAGGACCACCGGUUCAUUGAUUGGGUCCCGGUACCUUCGGCUCCGCUGUUUGCCACUGUGCUGCUCCAGUGCCCGCCUGCCACUAGAGCUGCACUUCUUCCCGCUACCUGUGCUGUGGCUGAUCUUGCACGAGCCAGCAGCCACUUUAUUCCUGACUUGUCAUACGUCUUGGCUCCCCCGGAGGCUUGGCGCGGUACUGCUACGACCUGUACCCCCACCUUAUUCCUCCGGUCUGGUGACGUCUUGACUCUGGCCAGCGCCACGUGGGCCCCGCGCCUCCGCUCACCCGUCGGGCGGUUUUGGGAAACCCUACUCCAGGCUCGUCAGCUAGCCUUCUGGGGCAGCCCCUUUCGCAUCAGGCAGCCUGGACUCCUCUUUGCUUGGUCCCCGGGAGAUCCGGUCCCGCUUACUGUCCCCACUACCAGUGAUGAACAGUGGGAUCCUGAACAUUGCACCUUCCGCCCUUCUCUGGUCCGGUUCAGUGUCGGCCGCUGGAUUCCAGCAGCCCGGGUUGACGACCUUGGGCUCCAUCUUGUCCCUGAAAGCCCUAAUCUUCAUUGGGCCCAUGUCUUGUCUGCCCGACCCCCCCUAAGCGUUCGAGUGGUGCCUCGCCAUGGCGCAGAUGGACUCCUGCGGGAUGGUGACAGCGGCUCCCCCCUGGGCAGCGCUCCCUCCCGCACCUUGCUUCCGUUGCUUGCCAGUCUGGCCGUUCGCGGGCGUCUGGGUCGGCACUGGUUUUCUCUUCUCAGUGCUUGGGUUCUUCUGGCUGGGCUGCCCGAGUUGCUUCCGGGUACGGCGGCCCUUGGAUUCCCGCCGGUCCCCACUCAUGCCCUUGCGCGGACCCCAGGUCCUUCGCCCAUUGGAGUGGAUUUCGGGUUGCUCUCCCGCACCAGCUGCUAUCUUCGUGCAUGGGGGGCGCCAGAUUGGCACAGCCCGGAUGGACUCUCCUGGGCGGCAGAUAUUCACCAUGAGUGUGCCGCUCAGGCUUCCUUGCACCAGUUGUGGUGGACGCACGACCUCUUCCAGAAUCUCCCGGCAUCCGCUCCAGCGCCUUAUCGCCAGGCCUUCUCUAGUUUCCCAGUAUGGUCUGGCGGUGUACCCGAUCAGGUUCUCAUCGCCACUGAUGGGAGUGGCGAGCGGGGAGGAGCAUGGGCCUUCUGCGUAUGGGUUUGGUGGCGUCACAAGUGGCACCGGGUCGGGUGGUUCGGCGCCGCGGGGGCCGAUACCCCUUGGUUCUCUGGAACUGCGGCCCCCGGGAGUGGUGUCUCCUUUCACGCUGAGCUUUGGGCCCUACAGGCCGCGGGCCUCUGGCUCCUCGCUUGGGUCGACCGCCUCUCCCUUCUGACGUCAGCAGCGCCUGCCAAGGUCACCAUUGCGGUUGACAAUGCCUCUGCGCUCCAGAUCGCAGCUGGGCAAGCGCAGGCCAGUGAGCCAGUCACCACCCUUACUCGUUAUAUCUGGCAAGCUGUCCAGUCCCGUAUGUCCACUCGCUUUCAGCACGUGCACAGCCAUGUUGGCAUUCUCCCUAAUACGAUCGCCGACUUUCUCGCUGGCUGGGCUGGCCGGACCUCGUGGCAUCCCUGGAAACAUGUCGAUGCUGCCCUCCCCGCUCUGCUGCAGGAAGCGGUGCCCUGCGCGGCUCCGUCGCUAGAGCCCCAGCGACCGUUGCCGCUAGCACCCUCGCUAUCCCUCCGCAUUGUUACGGCUAAUGUUCAAACCAUGCGGGACUCUUGUGCCUCCUUCUUCAAUCCGUCGGGUCAUGGCCAGCGGCGUCAAUACUUGUACUCUCAAGUCGCCCAGUUGGGCCUCGAUGUGGUCUGCCUUCAGGAGACGCGCAGCAAAGGAGGCCGAUGGGAUACAGCCGGCCUUCUCACCUGGCGCUCCGGUGCCCAAAAAGGUAGCUACGGUUGCGAAAUUUGGGUUAGGCCCCAGAUAGUUAACCCCCCCCUCCGCCUGGAUGACUGGCGGAUUGCCUGUGCUGACCCAAGACUUUUAGUCAUAGUCUGUAAACGGGCGGACCUCCCUUUGGCCGUUGUAGCGGCGCAUGCUCCACACGCCGACAGACCAGUGCCCGAAAUCCACCACUUUUGGUCCUCACUGCAAUCUCAGCUGUGCCAGCUCCCACGGGCCCUCACCUUAGUCCUGGGCCUCGAUGCUAACGCUGAUCUCCUUUGGGCCGAUGACGACCAUGCCUAUAUCGGUAAUGGCGAAGAAGGCGCGGGCGAGCAAGGCCUCUUUGAUACCAUCCAGCGUUUUGGCCUCCUCGCCCCCGCCUCCUUCUCGGACCUUCAGGACGGCCCGGGCUGGUCCUGGGAGCAUACUGGCGGCACCCGCAAGCGUCUAGACCAUAUCUUGCUCCAGGCUGGCCCCUGGUCCUGCCGUCGCACCCGACAGCUUCCUGAGCUGGACAUUCUCAAUGGUCGUCGGGAUCAUAUGCCGCUUCUGGUCGAGUGCGACCUCCGGGGCCAGGCCACCCGGCCCAAAGCGCCGGCCCCACCCCGCGCCACUGUGCACCAGGCACGAGCCAUUGCUGCCGAUCUUUGGGGAGCUCUGCCGUCCACCUUCCGGCACAUUGACAGCGUGGGAGCUGAAGUGCAGGCUCUUAAGACCAAGCACUCCUGCUUGCUCCGGGCCCUUCCUCGCCCUCCACGCCGCCCCAUCCGACAGCCCUACAUCACAGCGGCCUCUGUUGCCGCACUCGAUCGAGUUCGGCAGGCGCGAGAACAGCUCCCCCGGCUGCGGACCAAUCUGGAGUGGCAGCAGCGUCGCUUUCUCUUGCAAGUUUGGCGUCUGGGUUGCACACACCGGCACCCCGAUGCUGCACCCCUGCGCCCUGAUCCGACGGGCCUGCAGCAUGCCCGCCUCCUUCUCCAGGCUUGUAAUCUUCAUGUUCGGGGGCUUCAGCAGAAGGCCCACUAUCUUGCUAGGUCCGACAAGCUGGCUCAUUUCCGCGCACUUACUCUGGAGGCGACCAAACACUGGGAAGCCACUGGAGUCCCUUUGGAAUCCAUCCGGCAUCUGCGUUGGGCCUCCCGCAAGGCACACGAGCGCCGGUCUGUCCACGCAGCCGGUGGUUUCGACAUUGAUAGUGAGUUGGAGGCCCAGUUCCGUGAUCAGGAGGGGGCCAGUCUGGUCAGCCCAGUGCAGCUCUCCAGCGCCGCUGAGCGAUGGAUGAAUGAACCGCGCCUCCCGUGCGCCGAGGCGGUUCCCACCCUCUUGCAGAUGGAACAAAUGUGUGUCCGACAGGCGGCCGCCAAGGCCCCAGGACCAGACGGACUGCGGAACGAGCUCUGGCGCGCGCAGGGAGCCUCAGCAGGGCAGUGGCUCUGGCCCCUGUGCGUGCGCAUCGCUCUCCAAGGAAGGGAGCCUUUUGCCUUUAAGGCUGCCAUUGUAUGCGCCCUUUACAAGAAGGGCCCUGCCUCUCUUCCUGCCAAUUACCGCUCUAUCGCGCUACUGAACGGCAUCGCGAAGCUCUGGCAUUCGCACCUGCGCUCCACUGUGGGUGGCCACGUCUUGUCGCGAUACGAGCCUAUGCAGCUUGGGGGCCGCAAAGGUGUCCACACAGGAUUUGCGUUGGCCGCCUUCCGUUGUGCCUGGGACCUUUCCAUCUCUGCCGGCCGAUGUGUCGCCGUGGUCUUCGUCGAUAUCCAGGCCGCGUACUAUGAGGCCAGCCGGGAUCUCCUCUUUGAAGGCUUUCCUGAUGACGUUGCCCUGCCAGAGCAUCACCACCUUGCUGGGCUGGUUCUCAGUCUUCAACAACAAGGGGCCCUAGCUGCCUUGGGUGUUGCUGAGGACGUUGUUGCGCUCCUCCGUGACUGCGUCGCCCUCUCCCACUGGUCACUCUCUGGCUCUUCCAACAUUUUUCUUGCGUCACGGGGGUCUCGUCCAGGUGACGGCCUAGCUGAUAUCCUUUUUGGGGCCCUCUUCGCUGUCGGUCUUCAGCAUAUCCAGCGCGUUGCCACCCGCCAGGGCAUUGUUCACACCAGCGCCGGCGCUGAAGUCGGCCUCUCCCCAGGGGUCAAGCCCAUCGGCUGGGCUGACGACCUUGCGGUUAUGGCCGAUUUUGACCGACCAGCUGAUCUUCUUGUUCAACUGCCCGUGCUGGUCGGCAUUAUCCUUGACACUCUCCGACUCCUCCGAUUUCGUGUUAAUUUGGGUGCGGGUAAAACUGAGGCCCUUGUUGACAUCCGGGGGGAGGGCGCUCGGGCGGCCCGCGGAGCUCUCCUCACUGGUGAUGCCAUGUUGAAGAUCUCUGAUUCUGACAGCAUCAGGUUGUGUCCCGAGUAUAAGUAUCUGGGUGUGGCUCAGCUGCCUCGGGAUACGGGCCGCCGCGACUGUGAGCUUGCCGCCCAACGAGGCGCCGCUGCGGCCUCCCUUGCCCGCACCCUCCUCUGCAGCAAUUGCUUGCCCUGGGAACUUAAACGGGCUUGGGUCGCGGGACGAGUCCUGCCCUCCGCGUAUUCCUCCCUUGCUAUGUCUCUGGCCGACUCCGGCCGUGCCACGGCCCCUCUCGCUGGCCUCUUCGAUCGCACGGCCAGGAUCCUGUUGUCCUCAUGGCAGGUCGGGCACAAGCUCACCACCCCACUGCUUCGGCUCCUCGCUGACAUUACUCCUCCUGACCUGGCUACUACCAUCAGUCAGUGUCGCCUUUGCGUCCAGCUCUUCUGCAAAGCACCCACGGCGGUACGUGAAAUCGUCGACGCGGCGUGGAACAGGGCCCUCCCUUGGUGCCAGGCCCUCGUUGCAGCAUGUAUGAGGGUUGGCGUUGCGCUUGAAGUUUGGGACCCUAACUCCCCCCCCGCCGUCACGGCUCUGUUUGUUCUUCAUACCCACAGCCGUGCCCUCCUUCGCGCCUGCAAGGCACUCAGCAAGUUUGGACAUAGGUACAUUGCCUGUGCUCAGCUGUGGGAUGACCUCUCUACCCGUAAGGCCACCCAAAUUCUAGGACCCCCCCAGGCCCAUCGAUGCCCUGUGUGCAGCAUCAUCUUCCCGAGCCUGCACGCGGUCAGAGCCCACAUGCAUCGCAAACAUGGCGUGCUGUCCGAUGUGACUGCUUACAUGGCCGGCUCUGUCUGCCUCUGGUGUAUGCACGAUUUCCACUCUUCGGAUCGGCUGAAAUACCAUCUGCAAUCCCACCGGGCCUGCUUGCAUGGACUUCGGGUGACGGUAGGGCCUGUCUACCAAUAUGGGUCGGGCACCAAACGCAAGGGUAGAACGGCCCACAGGGGUGUUCCCCCACAACGCCUAUGCGGGCCCUGCAAUGCCACCCCAGCACAGCGUCGGGCCGCGGAUCUGGGUCUGCCUGCUGAUGAGGAGGAGCUGCAACAGGAGUGGGAUGCAGUGCAGCGCUCACCGGCCCUCUCCGACCUCGUCCCCGGCAACCUGCAACGGGCCGUCACAGGGUCCUCCAUCGCUGCUCCAACCCCUGCCGGACUUGGAUUUCCCCAAGCUACGGCUCCAGUCUCGGAACCCUCCCUGUCCCGCCUCGCCUCAUCUUUGUCAUUUGUGGGUUCCUUGCCCUCUUGGUUCUCCUUUGUCGAUGGGGCUGCCUCAGGCAAGGAUUGGGCUCUGCCUACACCCUGGUGGCCCGGGCUUCUUGCCAUGGGUGGGGUCUUUCGGCUUCCCCCAUCGUGGCAUUGCUUCUGGCCCCUGUGGUCAGCCUUGGAGCUCCUUGCCCCUUGGGAGUUCCGGGCCUUCCGGUCGCUUGGCGUCCUCCGUCGCGCCUCGUCUUCCGGGCUUGGUGCUCCUGUGUCUCUUGGCGAUGCGACCUCUGGCAGAUGGUCUCUGUUGGGGAUUGCUGCAGCCUUGAUCUCCUUCCGUAUGUCCUGUAAGGUUGUUCUGCGGUUUGGCGCCCUCUGGAUUCCCGGGCGCCCCAGUCAACAGGGCCUUGUCCUCUUGCGGCGGCUGCUUCCUUCUGCCGUCUUCUUGGACUUCUGGUCCCCUGCUGGUCCUGUUUUCCUGGCUGCGAGCUCUGCUUCCUUGGCCUCGUCUGCUCGCGCCAUCAUUGCCGGCUCUGCUCCUGCGGCCCCGCCCCCGCUUUCCUUGCGGGCUUUCUGGGCCUAUCCGGCUGCUUGA
Symbiodinium sp. CCMP2592 is the source of this 10602-nucleotide messenger RNA. NCBI's taxonomy places the organism in Eukaryota, Dinophyceae, Suessiales, Symbiodiniaceae. The record is from the annotation of a GenBank genome assembly.